Molecule: messenger RNA, 2101 nt
Organism: Macadamia integrifolia
Lineage: Eukaryota; Viridiplantae; Streptophyta; Magnoliopsida; Proteales; Proteaceae
Exons: 13
Coding region: 361-1980 (539 amino acids)
Cellular component (GO): plastid
Source: RefSeq, a predicted model, not a curated record
UCAGGAAUACCUUUUCUAGUGAUCUGGUGGGAAAUUCAUUCUACUAUCACGGACAGGGGAUCCGAUCCAGAGCAUAUCAUCGUUUGCUCCGCCAUUGCUUUGGACGUGAGAGUUGAGUGAGAAUAUGACGUGUGCUGGUCCUCCUGGGACAGUGGACGGAUAAAUGCACCACUAUUACAAGAACCUAAAUGUACAACUACUGUGCCGGUCUCCCUGGACCUGGACGGUUGGAUAAAUGCGACGCUAUUGGGUACAGGCGUACAGCUCAACUGCAUAAGAACCAAAAUACAACCCUUCCCACUUCAGUCAUUUCUUGUCAUUGCCUGGGCCUUGUUUGAGUUCUGCUGUUGUUCGAUUUCCAUGGCUGCUCACAGACUUGCUGUGAUCAUCAAGAACCCUCUGAACGAGGAUGAAUUUCUCCUUGUAAGGCAGAACCGGCCACCGAAAUUUCGGGACGAUGAAUACGACUCCUAUGUUGAUUCCGAUCUCUGGGACUUGCCUUGGGCUUCAUUGACUCCUUUGGACAGAGAAGAUUCUCAAUCUAAAUUCGUUGUUGAAGGAGCAGAAUCUUGUUCUGAUAAGCUCAAUUUGAUGAAGUUUAAUGUCGAUUCGGCUCUCGACCAGAUCUUUUCACAAUUGGGUUUCCGAGGACCGACUGGUGGGCACUGGGCGCUCUGGAAGUAUGUAGAGGAAGCUGAUUUUGGCCCAGCGCCUCAGCUUAAUACAGUCUUCAUCCUUGGGAAGUUGACAUCGGAAGCUGAAAAUGGCAAAGGGGUAUCUAAGUGGAUGUCUAUUCCAAGUUGCCUAGAGUUUCUUUUGGAGGUGAAUCCAAAUAAUGAUCGUGUGGGACCUCUAGUAGGUGUUGGGCUUCUAACUAAUUUGGUUCAUUCUAGAAUGCUAAACGUUCCAUCACCCUUGCGCUACCAGGAGUACCCACCUGGCAUCACAAUUGUACCUAUCGAAAGUAGAACAGCAAAGCCUUUCCGUACAACAAAUUUGGUUGUAGUUGCACCUGAUAUUGUUAGUAGUAGCCGUGUAGAUGCAAGUUUUUCUGCUUAUGGAGAUGCCCUAAUAAUGGACCCAGGGUGCCACUCAAAAUUCCAUGCAGAGCUCAUGGAAAUUGUUGCUGCUUUGCCAAGAAAAUUGGUGGUCUUUGUUACUCAUCACCAUCAUGAUCAUGUUGAUGGUCUUUCAAUUAUCCAAAAAUGCAACCCUGAUGCAACUCUAUUGGCACAUGAAAAUACCAUGCGUCGCAUUGGAAAAGGUGAUUGGUCUCUUGCUUAUACCUCAAUAUCAGGAGGUGAAGAGAUUUGCAUUGGUGGUGAAAGGCUGAAAACAAUUUUUGCUCCGGGACAUACAGACGGUCACAUGGCUCUGCUUCAUGUUAGUACUCACUCACUGAUUGUUGGGGAUCAUUGUGUAGGUCAGGGAAGUGCUGUCCUGGACUUCACUAAUGGUGGGAACAUGAAGGAGUAUUUCCAAACAACCUACAACUUUUUGGAGCUUUCGCCACAUGCCAUAAUUCCGAUGCAUGGGAGAGUCAACCUAUGGCCAAAGCACAUGCUCUGUGGUUAUCUCAAGAACCGCAGAAAUAGGGAAUCAUCCAUCUUGAAAACCAUAGAAAGUGGUGCAGAAACAUUAUUUGAUAUAGUGGCGAAGACAUAUGCUGAUGUUGAUCCCAGUGUUUGGUUUGCUGCUUCUUCAAAUGUGAGGCUUCAUGUGGAUCAUCUUGCAGUUCAAGACAAGCUUCCUAUGGGCUUCUCUUUGGAAAAGUUCAACAGCAGUUGUUUUGCAUUUGCUGCCAAGGGAUUCUCUAUCCAAAAGUUUCAGAGGACUUUUGGACUACAUUUUCUAUCCCGAUGGACAUGGGCGUGCCUGAGAAGCAAUCUAAUGCCGAAGGAUCAGAUCCAUAGGACAAUAACACUACAUACGGCCACUGCAGUGGUUGGUUUUGCUGUAUUUUAUGCUGUUAAACAUUAAUCUUAGUUUCCAAAUGAUGGAAGCACUGUUAAACAGUUAUGAUUACUAUACUGGUAGUUGUUUAUCAUUUCAUUGUGGUUCAACGCUUUGUUAAUCUAUUAAGCAGAGGGGUUUGACACAA